Megalopta genalis is the source of this 1388-nucleotide messenger RNA. RefSeq names its product NSFL1 cofactor p47. NCBI's taxonomy places the organism in Eukaryota, Metazoa, Arthropoda, Insecta, Hymenoptera, Halictidae. Gene Ontology annotation, molecular function: ubiquitin binding. Gene Ontology annotation, biological process: membrane fusion; proteasome-mediated ubiquitin-dependent protein catabolic process; Golgi organization. The record is from RefSeq and is a predicted model, not a curated record. Gene Ontology annotation, cellular component: nucleus; cytosol.
GUUCGGUUCCAUAUAAAUGGAAGGAAUGACAGGUAAAUUGAAGAAAUUGACGUAAAGUUGUGUUACCGAACAAAGGAAAUUAUUGCUAAAAGGAUAUUUUCACAACGGUUUAGAAUCGGGUACAAUAUCGAAUUCACUGUAAGUCGUCUAAUAUUUGCGAUCAAUGGCGAGCCACGAAGAGUUGGUUUCGCAAUUUACAGAUGUAACUGGUGUAGAAUCUGAACGAGCACGAUUUUACCUUGAAUCAUCUGCUUGGCAGCUUGAGGUUGCUCUUGCCAGUUUUUAUGAGAAUGAUGAUUUAAGACCUGCUGCAUUAAUCCCUGAACAUACAGAAGAUUCAACAGCAGAGGAGGAAUAUACGCAGACAUCAGACACAGAAAUGGAAGGACAGUCAUUGAAAGAAACACCAAAAAUAAAAUCUAGAUUUGCAACACUUAAUGAUUUCAAGGAUAAAGAAAGUAGCCCAGAAGAUGCACAGACAUUUUAUGCUGGUGGUUUUGAAAACAGUGGACAACAAGUUAUAGGACCACCAAAGAAGAAAGAUAUUAUCAGUGAUAUGUUUAAAUCGUGUCAGGGACAAUCGGUUAAGGUAAAACCAACAUCAAGUGGUCAGCAAAGACCCAAUACUUUUAGUGGUACAGGAUAUAAAUUAGGUCAAACAAACUCUGAUAGUGAAGUUGUUGCUGCUUCAUCUUCUAAUCAACAGUCUAAUUCUCGCCCUAUUACUUUAAAGUUAUGGAUGAAUGGAUUUACUGUAAAUGAUUCUGACCUUCGGUUAUAUACCGAUCCAGAAGAUAGGAAAUUUUUAGAUACUAUUAAAAGAGGUGAAAUACCACCAGAAAUUCGUCAAGAAUUUGUGAAGAGCACAGAGGCAUGGAUAGACAUAGAAGACCAUCAUCAUGAAAAUUAUCUUCCUCCAAAAGUCAAAGUGAAAACUUUUACUGGAAAGGGUCGCAUGUUAGGAAGUCCUUCUCCAGCAACUGUUGGUAUGACAAUACCAACUGAUCUAGCAGAUCAAGCAGCAAACGAAUCAGAAGCUAAGAAACAAUUAAAUUUAGAUGAAUCAAAACCUGUUACAACACUUCAAAUUCGUCUUGCCGAUGGUACUAAUGUGAAAGUUCAAUUUAAUUUAACUCAUACAGUCAGUGAUUUGAGGCAGUACAUAGUAACUAUGAGACCUCAGUAUGCUACGAGGGAAUUCAGUUUAUUGACAACAUAUCCUACUAAGGAACUUCCUGAUGAUAAAACAAUUGAAGAAGCUGGUAUACAAAACACUGCAAUCAUUCAACGACUGAAAUAAACAUUUUCUCUAGAUCUUUAGUUAUGGAUGCUUAAGUGAUGUAUCAAUUAGAUCAUUCUUAAAUAUACAUUUACAUACUUGAAAGUAA